This is a messenger RNA of Phoenix dactylifera (date palm), 1290 nucleotides long. RefSeq names its product isoflavone reductase-like protein. Gene Ontology annotation, molecular function: oxidoreductase activity. The record is from RefSeq and is a predicted model, not a curated record. NCBI's taxonomy places the organism in Eukaryota, Viridiplantae, Streptophyta, Magnoliopsida, Arecales, Arecaceae.
AGUUUACGCGACGGUGACCGCACACCGACUCCGCCGAUAUAAAAGCGGAGCGAUCGGACGCCGCCGAUCGCGGCCGUCUCGAAGGGUUCCCUCGUCCCGCUUGCACCGGCGGAGCAACGUAAUAGCUUUUGCCCUCGAUCAUCCGACGGUCCAGAUGGCAGGGGAGAAGAGCAGGAUUCUGAUCAUCGGAGGGACUGGGUACCUCGGUAAGUUCGUCGUCGGAGCUAGCGCGCGGUCCGGUCACCCCACCUUCGCCCUGGUGAGAAAUACCGCCCCCUCCGACCCAGCCAAGGCCCAACUCUUGGAGACUUUCAAGAACUCCGGCGUCACCAUCCUCAAAGGGGAUUUAAAUGACCACGGGAGCUUGGUGGAGGCCAUUAAACAAGUGGACGUCGUAAUCUCAACGGUCGGCCCACCGCAGGCGAUUGAGCAGCUUAAGAUCAUUGCUGCCAUUAAAGAAGUCGGAACGAUUAAGAGGUUCUUGCCCUCCGAGUUUGGUUUAGACGUCGACCGCAUACACAAAGUGGAGCCGGCGACGUCGGUGUUCCAACUCAAGGCUCAGAUUCGGCGGGUCAUUGAGGCGGAAGGGAUCCCUUACACCAUCGUGUGCAGCAACUGCUUCGCCGGAUACUUUCUUCCAACACUAGCUCAGCCAGAGCCUCCAAAAGACAAAGUUGUAAUAUUAGGCGACGGAAAUCCGAAAGCUAUUUUCGUUUGUGAAGAAGAUAUCGCCGCAUAUACCAUCAAAGCUGUAGAUGACCCAAGGACUUUGAACAAGAUUUUGUACGUGCAACCUCCUGCCAACAUCUACUCCUUUAACGAGCUUGUCUCCCUCUGGGAAAGGAAGACCGGCAAGACAUUGGAGAAGAUUUACCUUCCGGAAGAAGAGGUCUUGAAGAAGAUCCAGGAGUCUCCAUUCCCAUUCAACAUUCUGCUGGCAGUCAACUACUUGGUGUUUGUGAAAGGAGACACUGCUAACAUUGAAAUUGAACCAUCAAUUGGUGUGGAUGCUUCUGAGCUCUAUCCUGAUGUCAAAUACACCAGCGUUCAAGAGUAUCUUAACCGUGUUAUCCAGUGAACCCCCAAAACAUGCAAGUUGCUUUUGAGUUGAGGAAUUGGCCUGUUUGCAUCUUUCAAUUUAAGUAAUGUAAUAUCUUUCAUAUAUGUAAGUGACAUCUAUGUGUUUAUAAAUCAGUAAGAGGUUUGUUGGGCUUAAAUAAUUGACCUCAAAGUUGCAAAUUUUCAAGCUAAACAUCUAAUCUAUUUGCCCAAGUUAUCUACCUUGAUGCA